Messenger RNA from Xyrichtys novacula (pearly razorfish), 3137 nucleotides. NCBI's taxonomy places the organism in Eukaryota, Metazoa, Chordata, Actinopteri, Labriformes, Labridae. The record is from the annotation of a GenBank genome assembly.
AUGGCCAGAGGAGACAGCGAGCACUUUGAACCAUUCAAAAAAAGAGUAAUUUACUUUUUUAAUCUUUGGAUUUACUGAGAAAACUGUUCUGCUCACUGCUGUGGUCAGUUUACUCAUGUUGUAUUUUAUUUGUCAUUUGAUUUUAGAGAGGAGAAGAAACCAGACCAGAUGAUAGCAGACCAGACCAGAGAGGAGCUGAGGGGGCAGCCUGCAUCGUAAACCAUCUUCAAAAAAAAGGUAAAUAUAUUUCAUUCUAACUAGUCUUCAGUGGCCUGCCGAGCUCGAGGCAUCACCUAAGUGUGCCCCCUUCUCAGGAUUACCAUCAAAAAUAAGAAGGAGCUAACAACAAUCCUCACCUUUUGACUCAUUAAAUUAACACAAAGACCUUUAAAAGUUUAACACGUGAUUUAUUGUGACAAAAUAACAAAAUUACGAACUAAACACAAAGCACCCACAACACAAAUGAGAGGCAGCAGGGCAGCAGUUCCCCACCAAAUGCCUCUCCAGACUGCAGGCAGCUCUGGGCUUUUAGACUCUCAGCACCAGGAGAGUCUGAUUGUCACUCAGUGAUUUCACCUGGGCAGCUAUGGAGAGACAAAAGGGGAAAAAUACACAGAAAACAAACACACAGCUGCAACAAAAAUACGAGAAGUAUAUCCCAGGCCAUGUUUUUUUUGUUUUGGUCAAAAUUACUUCACUGUAAAUAUUAUUAUUUUACGUUUUCAUUCAUGUUAAUUGGGAACAAGCAUGCUUUUUACCAUAGAAAUUUUGUAUCACAAAUAAUAUCAAGGAAAUAGCGUUAUAUUAAGGUUACAAAACACUUAUCCAAUAGAUUUAUAAAUCUCCAAAAUAUAAGAAAUUGAUUACAAAGAAAUGCACUUAUCCAAUAAUGAAGAAUCCGGUAACACUUAAUAAUAAAAUUACACUAUUAAGCACAAUUUAAGCAUUGGUUAAGCAUAAUUUAAGCAUUAGUUAAUCCUUAAUUUUUCAUGAAUUAACCAUUAAUUCAGCAUUAGUAAUGCAUUACAAAGCAUUAGUAAAGACAGUUUUAAAUGUUCAACUCAAACAAUAUUAAGCAUUAGUUAAACAUUAGUAAAGUGCUUAAUUCAGCGUUAACUCAUCAUUUGCAAAUAAUUAGUUAUACAUUGCUAAGCCUUAGUAAACACAGUUAUAAACGUUUUAAACUCAAACCCAUUUAUAAUUACUUAAGCAGCAGUUGAACAUUAGUUAAUGCUUAAUUAAUCAUGAAUUCAUGAUCUGUAUAGCAUUUAUUAUGCAUUACUAAGCACUUAAUAAACUCGGUUAUAAAUGUUUUGUUGCUCAUUGAUAACCUGAGUUGUUGAUACUUUAUAAAGGCUUAGCAACUGUGUUAGUAUACGUUUUACAAACACGUAUUCAUACUCAAUGGAUAACUAAUUAAUGCUUAUUAAUGCAGUUACUACUCAUUAGUUACCUAUUAGUUAAGUAUAUUCUGUGAGUCCAUCUAAAGUGAGGACUAUCUCUGCUUUAUAAAGCAUUUAUAAAUGACACAGAAGCAAAGAUAUACAAAGUCUCAGUUUUAUUGGUCCCAAACAUUACAAGCUCUUUUAAAUACACACUUGUAAACAAAUACAAUCCAUUAUAAACAUAAAUAGAUUACAAAAAAUAAAUAGAUAAAUAAUAAAAAAAUAAUCAAUCAAUUAAUUAAUUAAUUGAUUAAUAAAAAUGAAAAAUAAAAAAGAACAAACGAACAAAAAAAAACAACAACAUAAGAGGUAACAAAGUUUAGUUUAGUUGUGAGUUUUGUAUGGUUUGUGUUGUAGGGUUUGUUUGAUACUGUAAUGCAAUGUAUUUUUCGAUGACCCUUGUUUUGUAUAAUUUAUAUAUAAUACAUUCAUAGAGUUUGCUGUUUUUAGUUCCUUAUCCAGAGUGUUUCACAGACUUACCCCUUUGACUGAAGUGCAUUUUCCUUUAGUAUUAGUUCUUACUUUUAUUUGAUUGAAUAUUGUAGUGCCCCUCAGAUUAUAUCUGGUCUCUCUUUGCUUGAACAGAUCCUGCAUGCAGUCUGUAAGAAUAUUGUAGUAUGCUUUUUACAUUAUAAAGCAAUUAUAGUUAGUAAUUUAUUAAUAGCUUGUUCAUGAUUUAUUACCAAAUUGUGAGGUAUACUUAUAAAUCAUUUACAUACAGUUAACAAGUCAUUUAUAACUCAUAAACUAACAGUUAAUUAAUGAUAUAUUAACUACCUGUAAGGCAUCAUAAUAAAUCCUUAGCAAACUGUUAACAAACACUUAACAAGUCAUUAAUAACGUAUUAAUUAACAGUUUACAGAUGCUAUAUUAACUAGUUUUAACAGAUAGUUAUUAUAAAGUGUUACCAAUUAAAUAUAAUAUUGUUACAAACUGUUAAAAUGUUAUUAUGGUCACUCUGUAAUGAUUGUAUAUAACAUGUUUAUUGUGGGGGGCAACCGCCAUUCCGACAUCCCGCCAUUCCGACAUUGGUCUCUCAAUGUUUUUCUCUUCUUCUCUUUCUGUCCAGCCUUUCUGCCUCUGCGAAGGCGAACCCUUCAACUGUAUGUCACCAACCUGAGGAAUCGUCCCUUGGAGAGCGUUAGAGUGGUGUCCUUGGGUCAAACAGUGAUGAGCCUGUAUCACAACCUCAUCACAGGCUCCAGGGACUUCCCUGUGAUACCCUACAGACCACCCACUCGUGUCUGGCAGGUAUCUGCACCGUUUGAGAGGGAGGAGGACGAGGAGAACUCCAGACACCCCUCACUGGCAGCUCCACCAGGAAGGAUGGUGCCGCUUGCAGGUUAUACUAACCGCACCAUCCUGAUGAACCAACGCCUUCCUGAGAGGGUGGAGCUGAGGACUCUGGAAGACCCCUGGACCGGAGUUCAUUCCCUGAUGGUAGACGGGAGGAUGACAAAAAGAGUGAUCUCCACCGUCUUUGACUCUCAUCAAUCUGUCGUCACCAACCGCUGGAGGGUCACUGACUACUCAGAAAACGGACAGUGCCUCAUGUCCGUGCUCUGUCGCUUCACAGCCAUGUCCACCCGCUGUGUUGAGAGGCCAAAGAAGAGGAAGAGGGGCCAUGAAGAGGAGGACCAGGACGGGGAGGGCAGCAGCCAGCCCAAUCCAAAGAGACCAAUCAGAGUGUGA